GGUCAAAGGUUGAGUUACACAACUUUGGAGUGUUGCAGUGUUACCAAGAUGGCGGGUGUACCAAAGGUGCAUCUAAGGGGGGGUCUGGAGAUCACACGUAUCCUGAAUGGCAUGUGGCAGGUGUCGGGGGCGCAUGGACCCAUCGACCCUCACAGGGCAGUGAAUGAGAUGGUGAGUUAUGUGGAUGCGGGGUUAAAGACCUUUGACAUGGCAGACCACUAUGGACCUGCCGAAGAUUUCUACGGCGCUUUUCUGAGGAAGCUGAAAGCUGAGCGGGGUGCAGAAGCUCUGGGCAGAGUCCAGGGUCUCACCAAAUGGGUGCCUCGCCCUGGACACAUGGCCCGGAAGGUGGUGGAAGAAAAUAUCGACCGGUCCAUUAGGAGGAUGGGGGUGGACAGGUUGGACUGUCUCCAGUUCCACUGGUGGGACUACUCUGACAAGCGUUACCUGGAGGCCCUGGGCCACAUGGCAGACUUACAGGCUGAGGGCAAGAUCGGUGAGCUUGCCCUGACCAAUUUCGACACAGUCCGACUGGAGGAAAUCAUGAACAAAGGCAUCCCAAUUUCCUCCAAUCAGGUACAGUAUUCCCUCAUAGACAGGCGACCAGGACAGAAGAUGGCGGAAUUUUGUACGGCACAUGGAAUAAAGCUCCUCACAUACGGAACCCUCGGAGGCGGCCUGCUCACAGAGAAAUAUCUUGGGGCCAAGGAACCCACGUCUCGUUGUGACCUUCCCACUGCGUCCUUGGGGAAGUACAAAAACAUGGUGGACGCUGUGGGAGGAUGGAACCUCCAUCAAGAAUUACUCAAGGUGCUGAAGACCAUAGCAGAUGAACAUGGAGUCAGUGUUGCCAACGUAGCAACAAAAUACAUCCUGGACCAGCCAGCAGUUGGAGGUGUGAUAGUGGGGUGCAGACUGGGAGUGCCGGGUGCUGAGCACAUCCAGGACAACCUUCGAACUUUCACCCUCGACCUCACACAGAAUGACAUUGACAGGAUUCACGCUGUAGUCAGCAGGGGCAGGGACCUUAUGGCAGUCAUAGGGGACUGUGGAGAUGAGUACAGGUAACUCGGAGAUUGUGCCAUGUUAUGUUGGUUGGUUCGGUUUCUGUUGUUACAGUUUCAAGUCAUUAUCAUUAAAUGUUAUUCAUGAAGAUUUACCACAUUUGUGGAAUGAUGAGGUAAUGUCAACAUAAUUCUGUCAGAUAAGCCAAGAUGGACACAAAAGAAAUUAGGCCUGAAUAUCUUUGACACCUGGAUAUUGGAA
Molecule: messenger RNA, 1266 nt
Organism: Branchiostoma belcheri (Belcher's lancelet)
Lineage: Eukaryota; Metazoa; Chordata; Leptocardii; Amphioxiformes; Branchiostomatidae
Product: flagellar radial spoke protein 5-like
Exons: 10
Coding region: 49-1068 (339 amino acids)
Molecular function (GO): oxidoreductase activity
Source: RefSeq, a predicted model, not a curated record